AUGAUGAGAGGAAACUUAACCUCAGUGACUGAGUUCAUUCUCCUGGGACUGACCAACCGCCUGGAAUUGCAGAUUCUCUUCUUUGUGUUGUUUCUGGCCAUUUACACUGUCACAGUGGCAGGGAAUUUUGGCAUGAUCCUACUCGUCCGGGUCAACGUCCGGCUUCACACGCCCAUGUACUUCUUCCUGAGUCACUUAUCCUUUGUGGAUCUGUGUUUCUCUUCCAAUGUGACGCCAAAGAUGCUGGAAAUUUUUCUUUCAGAGAAGAAAACCAUUUCUUAUCCUGCUUGCCUGGUACAAUGUUACCUUUUUAUUGCCUUGGUCCACGUCGAGAUCUAUAUCCUGGCUGUGAUGGCCUUUGAUCGGUACAUGGCCAUCUGCAGCCCUCUGCUUUAUGGCAGCAAAAUGUCCAAGAGUGUGUGCACAUCCCUUGUUCUGGUGCCUUAUGUGUAUGGAGCACUCUCCGGCCUCAUGGAGACCCUGUGGACCUACCACCUGACCUUCUGUGGCCCCAAUGAAAUCGAUCACUUCUAUUGUGCUGACCCCCCACUGAUUAAGCUGUCCUGUUCUGACACCUACAACAAAGAAACAUCAAUAUUUAAGGAUAUGCUCAAUUUUACUGACGUAACAGAAUUUAUCCUUUUCGGAUUAACUAGUCGUCCUGAAUUACAACUCCUUUUCUUUGUGGUUUUCCUGCUGGUCUACAUUAUCACAUUGCUUGGCAACAUUGGAAUGAUAAUAUUAGUCAGGAUUAGUCCUCAGCUCAACAGUCCCAUGUACUUUUUCCUCAGUCACCUAUCUUUUGCAGAUGUGUGGUUCUCCUCUAAUGUCACCCCUAAAAUGCUGGAAAAUUUGGUAUCUGAGACCAAAACCAUUUCCUAUGCCGGCUGCAUAGUGCAGUGCUUCUUCUUCAUUGCCUUUGUCCACGUGGAAGUCUUCAUCCUGGCCGUCAUGGCCUUUGAUAGGUACAUGGCCAUUGGCAACCCCCUACUGUAUGGCAGCAGGAUGUCAAGAACCAUCUGUAUCCAGCUGAUCUCUUUCCCUUAUGCAUAUGGCUUCUUUAUAAGUCUGAUCUCAACACUGUGGACCCAUGGUUUGUACUUCUGUGGAAACAUUGAGAUCAAUCACUUCUAUUGUGCAGAUCCAGCUCUCAUCAAAAUGGCCUGCGCGGGGACCUUCAUUAAAGAAUACACCAUGCGCACAUUAGCAGGUCUCAAUUUCUCUUACUCCUUGCUGGUCAUUGUUGUCUCUUACAUUUUUAUCCUCAUUGCCAUCCUGAGAAUGCGUUCUGCCGAAGGAAGAAAGAAAGUCUUUUCCACCUGUGGCUCCCAUUUGACAGCUGUCAUCAUAUUUUAUGGAACUCUCUUCUUCAUGUAUCUCAGAAGCCCAACGGAGGAGUCUGUGGAACAGGGAAAGAUGGUGGCUGUUUUUUACACCACAGUAAUUCCUAUGUUGAAUCCUAUGAUCUACAGUCUCAGGAACAAGGAUGUGAAGGAGGCCAUGAACAAGGCCAUCAGUAGAGCAUUUUUGACUAAAUAA
Sciurus carolinensis (gray squirrel) is the source of this 1539-nucleotide messenger RNA. Its product is annotated as olfactory receptor 5M3-like. The transcript has 2 exons. Gene Ontology annotation, cellular component: membrane. Gene Ontology annotation, molecular function: G protein-coupled receptor activity; odorant binding; olfactory receptor activity. Gene Ontology annotation, biological process: sensory perception of smell; G protein-coupled receptor signaling pathway. The record is from RefSeq and is a predicted model, not a curated record. Lineage: Eukaryota; Metazoa; Chordata; Mammalia; Rodentia; Sciuridae. Bases 1 to 1539 code for a protein of 512 amino acids.